AUUUUGUAUGACCAUGAUUUGUAAGGAAAGCAAGUCUUCUAGGCAUGGAAUGAACAAGUUGGCGACAUAUUGCAACAUCAAUGUUUCUCCAUUCUCCAAGAACGACCUCUUUUUAGAGCCUGGAUGCUGGAUGGACAGUGAUGCUCACUUGUCUCUUCAGAAUUCCCCAUAGGUUUUCUAUGGGGUUGAGAUCUGGAGACUGGCUAGGCCACUCCAGGACCUUGAAAUGCUUCUUACGAAGGCACUCCUUCUUUGCCCGGGCGGUAUGUUUGGGAUCAUUGUCAUGUUGGAAGA
Staurois parvus is the source of this 294-nucleotide messenger RNA. The record is from the annotation of a GenBank genome assembly. Lineage: Eukaryota; Metazoa; Chordata; Amphibia; Anura; Ranidae.